This is a messenger RNA of Phragmites australis (common reed), 571 nucleotides long. RefSeq lists its product as uncharacterized. NCBI's taxonomy places the organism in Eukaryota, Viridiplantae, Streptophyta, Magnoliopsida, Poales, Poaceae. The record is from RefSeq and is a predicted model, not a curated record. The transcript has 3 exons. The coding region runs from base 96 to 341 and encodes 81 amino acids.
GCUCCCAAGCGCCCCCACACUCCGACCACGCCGUCCGCUCCCCCAGCAACCACGCCGCCCGUCCGCCCCGAGAGGAGAGGAGAGCACAGAGCAGGAUGCCGGCGACGCCGACGAUCAUCGGCGCCCUGCUGGGGCUGGGCACCCAGAUGUACUCCAACGCCCUCCGCAAGCUCCCCUACAUGCGCCAUCCCUGGGAGCAUGUAUUGGGGAUGGGUCUCGGUGUCGUGUUCGUGAACCAGCUGGUGAAGUGGGAUGACAAGCUCAAGGAGGACCUUGACAAGAUGCUUGAACGCGCAAAGCAAGCCAACGAGCGGCGCUACAUUGAUGAUGAUGAAGAUUAGCUGUUCAAUCAAAUUUGUUUGCCAGCAACCUGUAUUUUUGCACCUUGUUGUCAGUACACAUGGUCAGGACCAAGGUCUUAGUGGCAGUAUCGACUUCCGCAUUUCAACUGUGGUCUUGUAAUAAAAUGUUGUUUCCCAAUGGAUCAGAUGGUUUGCUUCUGUAAGAUACCAAUUAUGGCAUUUGAAUCUGAUGGCAUUUGUUCCAAUGAUUGUGCUUUUUGCGUCGUUAA